GAAGCUUAUGGAUGCGUGGUGUCGUGCAAGCUUGUCAUGGCUCAGGUGCUGGUGGCACAGUCUGUGGCUCCUACUCUUACAGCUGUCACCCACCCCGUGGAAAGCGAAGGUCUCGGUGAGCUGUCAUGCGGUAGCAGGCCGGCAACAGCAGACAGCAUUAAAGAGCCGACAAAAGGUGAACCACCAGCUAAAGGAUAUGUGUGUGAACACAUGAGGGUAGGCAGUGAAUCCAACAUACAGGCUAUUCUUUUGGAGGCUGCUGUGUGCAAAAUGACUCAGCUAACACGACUGCUGUGUGAACAGUUUCUAGGAGACUCUGUGGUUGAGGUGGAACUCCAGACAGAAUGUUGGCUACAAUUGGUGCAGCUACAUCUUCAGCUUAGGCAUGCUCCCAUUGCCAUGCAGUGUGCCUACAAUAGCAUCAACACUCUUAGGAAAUAUUCACCAGAAUCUGCAAGCACAAGAGCUGUGGAAGAGACACACAGUCACACAUCGCUCAGCCCAAGACUAUGGCUUUACUGCCGCUCUCGUCUGCUUUGCAUCCUCUGUGAUCACACUGCUGCCAGCACAGCUUCAGCAAUACAACAGCUGGCGACGGCGGGAAGCAGGGAGGCUGAGGUGCUCGGUGAUGCGGAGACACAGGCUUGGUUUCUUAUGCAUCUCGCACUCACGCAGCAUGGUGAAAAGGCUGCGCUGUCGCUACAAGAGGCCACUGCCAUUCUGGCCACCGUGCAGCAACUGUCGUCCACUGGUCAGCUGCUGCUGGUUCUGUUGACCACGAUAACGCUGGCAAUGAUGACUGGUAGAGCUACAACCCUUGACCAGCUGAACACUGCCUGUCAGGUGUUAGAGAAACUUCAGGAAGAAGUGCUACUUCCAGACACGAGGAGGUGCCUGGGUAACCUACAUCUGCUGAUGGGACAUAGUCUGGCAACCUCUGAGCAAUGCAAUGUACAGGAUGCGACUCACCAUCUGAAAUCUGCACUGAACAUCGCAGAGGAGGCAGGCAAUUACUAUAUGUUCUCCUUCACAUCCUAUCACUGGGGCGUGCUGAAGGGAUCGCGGCAGCGGCAGCAACAGUGUCUGCAGGCAGCUGUGAACAACCCCGCACUCCUCCCUGUCAUUCAGGCGGCGCUCCGACACAUGGCUGUGGCAGACACGCACACGGAUGCUCCUUACCCAGAGGCUGGUCAGCCAGGGAUUGUCUUCGCUGAGCUAUCAGCACUACAUAACGUGAACAUUGCCUGUGACACUCUGAAGCAGCUGAUUGGCUUUGGGGUGGAUGAUGUCAUCAAUGCUGAUGCACUGCCAGAAGAUAUUCUACUCAACAUCCUGGCAGAAGAUCUUGCAGGUACGCAGGAGGUGCAGAUGCUGCCUCUCAUGUAUACUGAUGAUGGCGGUGGUGGUGGUGGUGUCAGCUCCGUAUUUACUCACCUCUGCUCUGCUUUCCCAACUAUUGCUGUGGACAGAGUCUGGCGCUACUAUCUGAGGCUCCUCCAACAUUGCGCACCAACCAGCAAGCUGCUGCCACCUAUAGGGACACUUCUAGUGAGUGAAACGGCAUGCAACUUACUACUGUCUCUUCACCACUGCCUGAUGGAGCUGGUGCCAGCAUAUGCUGGGGUGAACAGUAAGCUGUAUAGAUCCCCAGCGAUGCAGUACCUGUGUGGCUCUACACGGCGUCUGUGCACGCACGACUACCCGCAUUCUUCAGUCUUCCUCUUCUGGUCCAGCAAUACGGAAAAUCGGUCCAGAGGGGAAGAGGAGCAACUAGUGUUGGUGUGUGCUGGUGCAGGGUCAAAUGGAGGGGAGGAGAGAAUGGCGAGUGUGGCAGAGAAUAGUGAAACGGGAGAAAAAAUGACAUAUCCAGCGACAACCGAGGAUGAGAGUGAUGAUCAAGUUAAACAGAAAGAGGUUUUGUAUAAACGUACAAAAGCUAGUGGCAAAGAACAGCAACUAGGCUACUUUCAGUACCAGACUACAGUCACUACACAGCAUCGAGCGCAAGCUGUUCAAGUGCUUCGCCAGCUGCAAGUCGAAUACAAGAGCAUCGAGCUCACGCCAAUGACGCAAGAGUGUCAGGCUGAGGAAGCCCCGGGGGAUGCCACCGACUCUAGCCUGGCAACUGAACACACUAUCACUGUACCUGUGUCGAGCAAAGGAUACCAGUCCCCAACAGACAAGCAUUCAGUGUUCAUGGAGAAGCUGGAACCAUGUCUUCAGAGUGUAGCGCUGGUUUUGAGAAGACAGCUUCAACACGAGUCUAUCGCUAUCACACAGGUACCAAUACUUUUGGACACGUUGAUGAGAAUCCUAGAUGGAGAUGAAACUCACGUUCAUCUGUUAACAGCUUCCAAUCUCAUCGGUGUUCCUUAUAUCCGGCAGUUGUUUGCCAAAACCAACAUCUAGAUGAUAUUGCCUUCUGAAGGCUAAUGCUACUCUCUGGGUGGUAUAAAACACUUUUAAGCAUGAUAUACGUUUGAUAACAAUGUUAAUUUCUGUGUCACAGUGAAAUCACAUAUAACAGUAUAUAGAUAUUCUUUG
Molecule: messenger RNA, 2544 nt
Organism: Priapulus caudatus
Lineage: Eukaryota; Metazoa; Priapulida; Priapulimorpha; Priapulimorphida; Priapulidae
Exons: 12
Coding region: 37-2409 (790 amino acids)
Source: RefSeq, a predicted model, not a curated record